Molecule: messenger RNA, 2190 nt
Organism: Syzygium oleosum
Lineage: Eukaryota; Viridiplantae; Streptophyta; Magnoliopsida; Myrtales; Myrtaceae
Exons: 10
Coding region: 104-2080 (658 amino acids)
Biological process (GO): rRNA processing; UDP-N-acetylglucosamine biosynthetic process
Cellular component (GO): ribosome
Molecular function (GO): ribosome binding; UDP-N-acetylglucosamine diphosphorylase activity
Source: RefSeq, a predicted model, not a curated record
UGUUACAGAAAGAAGACGCGGGCAAAAAAUCUAUCGUCUUCUUCGCUCGACCUCUUCUCUCUCUCUCUCACUCUAGUCUCUCUGCUUCCAGCCAGCGACGACGAUGCAGACGGCGAGCUCGCUUCUUUGCUCUUCCAACGCCUUGUCGCCGCCGCCGCCGCCGCCGCAAUCCUUCGCUCCCAGUCCGAGUCACGCCGCCGGUAUUCGGCACCACCUCCACCGCGCGGCCUCGGCCUCGUCUCCCUGUCGCGUUCGGUUGUCGUCGCGGCGCUCGCCAGCCGGGCCACCGCGAGUUGCCUCUCCUCUGCAGAGCACCGUUAUCCAGGAAACAGUUGAAACUAGUACAACCGAAUCAGGCCUUGUUGAAAUUGGGUAUAUAUCAAGUGUUCAUGGGCUGCAAGGGGAGAUCUGUGUCAAAUCCAGCACCGACUUCCCUGAACUGCGAUUUUCUCGGACUGGGAAAAGAUGGUUGAAGCAACAGGUUUUAGGCAAGGAGACAAUUCAAGAAGUGGAGUUGGUAGAGGGAAGAGGAUACCCUGGGCAGAAAAGUUGGCUACUCAAGUUUGAAGGAAUUGACAAUGUGGAACAGGCUAAGAGACUUGUUGGUGCAGCAUUACUUGUAAGAGAAGAAGAUAGACCAGUGCUUGAAAAAGGCGAAUUCUAUACUCGUGAUCUUGUUGGCAUGAGAGUUCUCCUCAAGGAAUCUGGUGAACCCAUUGGAACAGUUGUUAAUGUCUACAACAGUGGAGCAAGUGAUCUUUUGCAUGUCAUGCUUGAUAGUUCUGAUGGCGCUGGAAAGUCAAAGCUAGCAGAAACUGGUGCCUCCAAUCACUUUGUCUGGGUGCCAUUCGUUGAAGCAAUCGUUCCACAUGUUGACAUGGAUAGAGGAGAAAUGAUGAUCACACCUCCAAAAGGGCUACUCGAGUUAAAUUUGCGCACCCACGAGAAGUCCAAGAAAGAGAGGCGCCAACUUGAAUGGAAAGAAAGGAAAAAGUUCCGAAAACUCCUCAUAGCAGCAAAAAAGAAGUUAUGUGAACUGGAGCAACAACAUGUGUUUCAUGGGUUUAGAUAUGGUGAUAAAACCCAAACAAGCUUACUUGCAGAUCAGAUUGUUGGAGUGAACUCUAAAUUGCUUCAACAGGCUUUGCAAAAUAUAGACCUAUCCUCUCAAAGAUGGAGUGCUGAUGCUACAAGAACCAACAUUUAUGAUGCUCUGACAACAUCAGAAAACUACCUCACUCCUUUGGUAAGGAUGGAUAAACAGUGUGUAAAUUCUGUUUUUGAAGAGAAGGGGCUUCAUCUGAUUUCGAAGGGCAAAGUUGCCACUGUCUUGGUUGUGACUAAUAAUGCUAAGGAGGCCUCUGACCCUACUAUAUUGUCCAAGUCUCUUGUUCAGACAUUAGAUUGUACUAAUCAGAAGCUAGUGAAGGAAGAAGACCGUGCAUCUAUGCCUCUACUAAUGAUCUGCCCGGCUGGUGAAAUCCUAUCUUUCCAAAAGUUAUUCUCAGAGAAUGAUUAUUUUGGAUUUGACUCUGAGAAGGUUUGGUUUUUGAAAGAACAGAUGCUGCCAGUGGUUGGCUGUCCAGAUGAACAGAAGAGGCAUAAGAUUCUGAUGAAAUCUCCUUGGGAGAUGCUCCAAUCACCAAUAGGAUCUGGAGGAAUUUUAAGUUUGAUUUCAUCAGAAAGUAUUGCUGAUAAUCUUGGUAAAAUUGGUGUGGAAUAUAUACAGAUUUGUAGCACCAAUCGACAAUUUCUCGAUACGAGGACACUGCUUCUUGGGUAUGUUCAUUCUAGGGAAGCAGACGUGGGCAUUCAGGUCGUAGAAGAUAAACUGUUCUCCGAGGAAAGCCCCGACAUCAUAUUCUCCAUGGAUUUCUUGAAGAAGUUGAUGACCGAGACGAACAAACUUCAGUUUGACGCCGCAGUGAAGCCAAACGCACAUGUCGAGCUGGUCGACAAAGAGUGGGUGGAUGUCACCCCUUCGUCUCCCAACUCACGUGAGAUCCGCUGUUCCCUUCUAUUAAGUUGUCUGAAUAUAUGUUCCUCGAACAAGGUUUGCUUACUGGAGAUCCCCGAGUAACGUAACUUAUAACAAUGAUCGAAAUGUAUUAUAGCAAGUUACCAUAGAUGAGGUUUUGCAUGAAUUGCCUAAUUAUAUGACGCAUAUAAAUCAUUUUGACCAUUUUGGAA